AAUUCAAAAGCAUUGCAUAUGACUGAAAUUUCAGCGACGGCCCGUCGCCCAAAUUGUUCUUCAUCUCUGCUCGAUUUAGCGAAGCUAUUUGAUAAAGCAUCAGAUGCCGAAUAUCGCACUAAAAAAGCCAACGAGGAAGAAAUCUUAUGCUGGAACACCUUGCCAACAUUCGUGAGAAGAGAUCAAAAGAAAUGGGUAUACAGCUUCCGAAAAUCUCCCGUAGUUCUCUAACUAGAAGGACUCAAAGGUCUAUGAAGCUUGUUAGAAUAUUCGAGAAAAUAGGUAUGGAUAAAAUUAAGUAUCUUAGUGAAUAUAGU
Messenger RNA from Rhizophagus irregularis DAOM 181602=DAOM 197198, 317 nucleotides. NCBI's taxonomy places the organism in Eukaryota, Fungi, Glomeromycota, Glomeromycetes, Glomerales, Glomeraceae. The record is from RefSeq and is a predicted model, not a curated record.